AAAAAAGAAGGGUUGGGUGUGUAUGGGGGCAGGGGAAUUUUGUCAUCUUACCUUGUGUCACUCUAGAAGUUUCUAAGUGCCGCGCACAUCUCCUCUUCGGGAAGAGCCGGGGAGCCAGGAGAGCCCUUAGCACUGAAUUUCGAGAAGCCCGCCCACGCGUCCUUGGAGGUGUUCUAGGAAGAGCCGAGGGCCGGGAACCCAGAGACGAUCUCAGGAGAGACCCGGGGGCGCCGUGAACUGCCUGUGGCCCCUCGGUCUGUGGCCGACGCACGCGUCCUGCCCGGGCUGUCUCCGAGAAGGCGUCGCCAGGGAGUGUGCGGGGCCGGCGGGUGGCCACGAUGUCCAGCCCCUUCCUGAAGCAGGUGUUCAACAAGGACAGGACCUUCCGGCCGAAGCGCAAGUUCGAGCCGGGCACCCAGCGCUUUGAGCUGCACAAGAAGGCGCAGGCGUCGCUGAACGCGGGGCUGGACCUGAAGCUGGCCGUGCAGCUGCCCCCCGGCGAGGAGCUCAACGACUGGGUGGCCGUGCACGUGGUGGACUUCUUCAACCGCGUCAACCUCAUCUACGGCACCAUCAGCGACGGCUGCACCGAGCAGUCCUGCCCGGUCAUGUCGGGCGGCCCCAAGUACGAGUACCGCUGGCAGGACGAGCAGAAGUUCCGCAAGCCCACCGCUCUGUCGGCCCCCAGGUACAUGGACCUGCUCAUGGACUGGAUCGAGGUGCAGAUCAACAACGAGGACGUCUUCCCCACCAACGUCGGCACGCCGUUCCCCAAGAACUUCCUGCAGGUGGUGAAGAAGAUCCUGUCGCGGCUGUUCCGCGUCUUCGUGCACGUCUACAUCCACCACUUCGACCGCAUCGCGCACAUGGGCUCCGAGGCGCACGUGAACACCUGCUACAAGCACUUCUACUACUUCGUGCGCGAGUUCGGCCUCAUCGACACCAAGGAGCUGGAGCCGCUGAAAGAAAUGACCGCACGGAUGUGCCACUGAGAGCCCCUCGGCCCCGCUGUCACCGAGGCAGUGCCAGGGGGCCACCCCGACUCGAGGGCCGCGUCUCGGGAACAUGGACCCGUGUGUUCUAGCCCAGCGUCAGGGUGCGCUCUGUGCCGUCGAUGUUCCACGGACGCCGGGGUCAAGUCCUCUCUCUGACUCCCGGGUGGCAGCCGUGGGACCCUGGCGCCCGGCCUCCCUGAGCUCUGUCUCCGUGGCUGUCCAGGAACAAGGGGACGCUGAACUUGAACUCUGAUCCUGUGUGCUGUGAGCAACAGGAAAACCACUCUGUGUGUAAACCACGUGCUGGCCCUGGGCGGCUGGAGCUCUGCCCCACCUCUCCCUGCCCCACCUCGGGGCGGCCCGGUGGCUGCCACGACCUCGGCCCCGAGGGCCUGUCGUGCUGGGCCUGGGAGGGGAGAGGCCGGGCCCGGGUCAGCGAGGCAGCGGGCCUGCGAGCCGCCGUCCCCCCCUUUGCUCCCCGGCAGCCCCGGGCCUGUUUCAUGAGAGGUACGCUGUGGCCCUGCCUCCUCCCCUCCCUCCUCUCUUCCUCCAAACCUUUGGCUCACCCGCCCCGGGUUUCCCCACGCCUGCACCCCGGGUUUCCUGUGGCCCCUUCGUGUAUCAUGAAAGAUCUCAUUUUUAUACAGUCUCACCAAGGACCGCCUUCAGAUAUUAAGAGAAUAAGUUUUUUACCUAUAAAUAGUGAGUCCCUCUAGAAAACUGUCCCCUUUCUGUUAUGAAUGACCCCGGAUGAAUCUCCCCGGGAACGCCGCGCCCCCGAGUUUGGGGUCUUUGACUUGUGCCUAAUAUGUAGCUGGACUCGGCCUUUCUUUUCUGCCUGCCUACUUUAUAUCAAAAGCCUUUGUGUGUGUGGCCCUCCCUGGUCACUGGACCAAAAUCCCAGCACUGUCCCCACUGUGCAACAUUGGGAAAUGUGGCCGGGGCUCCGCGUGGGCCACACCAAAGUAACCACAGGAAGCCGCCCUCUGCCCCUGUGUCCUGCCCGCACAGCAUCCUCAGAGGCCCUCUUGGUGGCAGCCCUUCCCUCCUGGACCACACUGACUCUGGGCGUCUGGGAUGCUCGCAGACGAGAGGGGCGCCGUCACCAACACCGACCAAGUGCAAUUAACGUGACCUCGGCCUCCGUCCUUCCAGAACCACUGGCGUCCAGCUCAGAGCCCUAGGGAGAUGGACCCUGUAGGACUUCCAAAAACCAUUGAUCGAAUGUAGCUCCUUUUAAAUGCAAAACCACGACCAAAGGCCAUAACCACUGUGUCCCCCAGGGUCACCUGCUGUUCCCGCAGCCCAGCCAGGUCGGGGAAGGUGGCCCGGACUGUGGGACAGGGAAGGCCCCCUGCCCACCCUCCUGUGCCCGUGGGUGUUCCCACAUGAACCUCAGAAUAAAUUGUGCCAUCUUUGUA
Molecule: messenger RNA, 2416 nt
Organism: Diceros bicornis minor
Lineage: Eukaryota; Metazoa; Chordata; Mammalia; Perissodactyla; Rhinocerotidae
Gene: MOB3A
Product: MOB kinase activator 3A
Exons: 4
Coding region: 339-992 (217 amino acids)
Biological process (GO): positive regulation of protein phosphorylation; signal transduction
Cellular component (GO): cytoplasm; nucleus
Molecular function (GO): protein kinase activator activity
Source: RefSeq, a predicted model, not a curated record